Zingiber officinale is the source of this 2764-nucleotide messenger RNA. RefSeq names its product phosphatidylinositol 4-kinase gamma 6-like. The record is from RefSeq and is a predicted model, not a curated record. The transcript is spliced from 2 exons. Bases 462 to 2399 code for a protein of 645 amino acids. NCBI's taxonomy places the organism in Eukaryota, Viridiplantae, Streptophyta, Magnoliopsida, Zingiberales, Zingiberaceae.
UUUGUUUUAACCCUUAAAUAAAGGGUUGAAGAAGGUUUGAACACCGGAGGAGGAGCAAGCGACGCUCCAGAGAGCGGGAGGAGGGGAAAGAGGAGGGCGCGAUUCGCUGCCGUCUGGCCAUCCCUGAUCCAGGGUCGGUCGGCAUGGCGAUGUAGGCCGAUCGAUCUUUGCGGCGAGAGCUACGCCACCGAUUUCGUUAGCCUAAUGUCCAAUGCGAUGGCCUUUCCAACUUAGUGCCGGUUGUUCUACCUAGUCUUCUAUUGUUAUGCGUUUCUAAAUGUGAAGGUUUCUUGCUCCGGUGCAACCUUCCCUCUUAAUGAACGAACCUGAAUUAUAUCUCCUUCUCUCUACUACCGCGUCAGCCUUUGUGUUUGGCGUGUGCUCAAGGGAGAAGAGGAGAAAGAAAGACAUUUUCUUUGCUACAUCCUCCGUGGUCAACAAAAGCAAGUCCUUUUUAUCCCAUGCCCCCUAACCUGGACUGUCCCAGUAAGGCCCAGAUGGCUGUUUCAGUUUUCAAUUGUUCAAUCAGCAGCGAUCACCAUGGUAGCAAUCAAAGUGAAGGAAAGCCAGGUGGCCGGAGACGGGUGUUUGUCCAAACUGAAACUGGCUGUGUGUUAGGUAUUGAACUUGAUCGUGGAGAUAAUGUUCAUACUGUAAAAAGAAGAUUACAAAUUGCUCUCAAUGUGCCUACUGAAGAGAGCUCUCUUACAGUUGGUGAUCUCGUGCUGAAAAAUGACCUUAGUGCUGUCCGGAAUGAUUCUCCUUUACUUCUUACCAGGAAUGCACUGCACAGAAGCUCUUCCACUCCGUGCCUCUCCCCUACUGGAAAGGACAUCCAACAAAGAGAUCGAAGUGGUCCGAUUGAAAUCUUAGUGUGCUGCCGCUGCUCUCAAACAAAGCAACUGGUCAAGGAUGUUGUGCAGGCUAUUAAAGUUGGUGUCGAUCCAAUACCUGUUCAUAGUGGUCUUGGCGGUGCUUAUUACUUCAAGAAUAUUAAAGGAGAGAGUGUUGCUAUUGUAAAGCCUACUGAUGAAGAACCAUUUGCACCAAAUAAUCCUAAAGGUUUCGUUGGUAAGGCACUUGGACUUCCGGGAUUGAAGAGAUCAGUGCGGGUUGGUGAGACUGGAUUCAGAGAAGUUGCUGCAUAUCUUCUUGAUUAUGAUCAUUUUGCCAAUGUUCCCCCAACUGUCCUUGUCAAGAUCACUCACUCAGUAUUCAAUGUGAAUGAAGGUAUUAACUACAGAACCAGUGGAAAAGCUACCGAGAGGAAGCCUAGAGCUGUAAGCAAGAUAGCAUCCUUUCAGCAGUUCAUUAAACAUGACUUUGAUGCUAGUGACCAUGGUACCUCUAGCUUCUCCGUUGCGGCUGUACACAGGAUAGGUAUACUUGAUAUUAGAAUUUUCAAUACUGACAGGCAUGCUGGAAAUCUUUUGGUGAAGAAAUGGCAAUCAGCUACUGGAAGAUUUGGGGCUCAGACAGAACUUAUUCCAAUUGAUCAUGGUCUUUGCUUGCCAGAAAGUUUGGAAGAUCCUUAUUUUGAAUGGAUCCACUGGCCACAGGCAUCAAUUCCUUUCUCUGAGGACGAGCUUGAGUAUAUUGCUAACCUUGAUCCGGUGAAAGAUUCUGAGAUGCUUCGGAUGGAGUUACCUAUGAUCCGUGAAGCAUGUCUUAGAGUUUUGAUCCUGUCAACUAUUUUUCUCAAGGAAGCAGCUGAUUUUGGGCUUUGCCUAGCAGAGAUUGGUGAGAUGAUGAGCAGGGAAUUCAAGGGAAUGGAAGAAGAGCCAAGUGAACUAGAAGUUGUGUGCAUAGAGGCAAAACAGCUGAUAGCAGAAAGAGCUGUUUUUUCUCCAGUUAUCAACCCACAGGAUGAUGAUGCAAUUCAAUUUGACAUUGACUAUGAGGAAGCUGACACACUAACUCCGAAAUCACCAUCAUUUUGCUAUUUUGGAGCAAAGGGAAAAAUAUCCAAAAACCCACUUUCACGAUUACAGGAGAGCUUAGAGGAGCAGGAAGAUGAGGAUAAUGGAGAGAGCAGAGUGGAGGAAAAUUGCCUGCCUACUUAUGAAUGGUCUCAACAAGUUCCAGGUCUGUCUGCUUCUCUUAAAGAUAUAAGCCUUGCCAGAAAGAACCAGCAUUGUCCAAGAGCUAGCUAUUCUACUAGUAGAUUUAAUAACAGUGGUGGUGCCAUUAAGCCGCAGGGUGGUAAUAGUAGAAGUGCAAAUGAAUCAUCGUUGCCUGUGAGUGUUAGCUUUGUGAAAUUUGCCGACAUGGGGGAAGAUGAGUGGUCUGCAUUUCUUGAGAAAUUUCAGGAGUUGCUUCAAUAUGCAUUCCGCAGUCGGAAAAGUUGUUGCACUGGCCAGAGACAGCAGAAGAGGUUGGGCACUUCUUGCCAGUUUUGAGUGGAAGACGGUUUCCAAGAGUCGAGAGGCUGUUGAGGUCCAGUUGUCUGUCAGCCCUUUUCUUUGUAGGUGUAGUAAACAGCGAAGGUGUUUUUUUUUGAGAAUAAGAACAUUGUGGUGACCACAAGACUGGUGGUCAAAGGCUAUGUUGGAGGUGUGCGGUUUUACCACCUCUGUAUAUAUCUUUUUUAUGCUUGUUUAAAGCUCUGUUACAUGAUGGCCAGCUGUACGCUGUAUCUAUCGCGAGAUGCUGGACAGGAAAUAUUAUUUUGAAAAACAACUCUAUGUAAAUGCUGUAUUCCGCUGUUGCUUUAAUGUGUUACUUUUGUUGGCUUUAUAAAGCAAUGGGGAAUGAUUUUUGUUCA